This is a messenger RNA of Aegilops tauschii subsp. strangulata, 1421 nucleotides long. The record is from RefSeq and is a predicted model, not a curated record. Lineage: Eukaryota; Viridiplantae; Streptophyta; Magnoliopsida; Poales; Poaceae.
CAGGUUUAUUUUCGACCCUCGUUCUUUAUUUUUCACAUGUUUGUGUUCCAUUUAUUCAUAGUCUAACAUUUUGUCGUAUAUAAGUGCGAGCUUUUAUUUUUGGGGUAACAUAUCGGUCAAAGGUUUAGUAAUGCACCUAGCAUGAAAACGUGUGUAACUUUAAUCAUGUUUGUCCUUGAAAAUGUAAGGCUUAUCUUAUAUAAAGGAUGCCCCAUACUUUUUUAUAACCCAUGCAACACUUCCUGUUAUUUUUCUUCCCACAUGUCUACCAUUACUAUCUCCCAUGAGCGUGCAUCUCACAUACACUUUUAUUUUCUCUAUUAUUAUUUCAGAAGUAUAAAUUGUACUUGAAAAGAGUCAACCCAAACCCACUUGGUGAUGCAUGUGUAAGAUGGAACGAUUUCAUGAACAUUCAGGAGAGUUUUAUGCAUAACCAUGAACAUGAAAGGUGGGGUGUGUCCUUAGGUGGCAUCGCCUCCUGGAGUCCCAACCAUUACGGUGAAGCGGGUCACUUAGGUCAGCAUAGAAACACCCAGAGCAGUAUGUCCAUGGGUUCAUUAAUCAAUGGUGCUAGAAUGCCGGUGUAUUUGGUUCCACAGACACCCUAUAUGGGAAGAUUUUCUGGCUUCAAUGAGCACAUAGUUCCAUUCAUCAUACCUGGCAACCCAAGCUCUAUACUGAUAUUGAAUGCAAAUGACAAUGUUCCAAUGGCAGCACCUCAGUUCGUUUACAGUGACCCCAUCACUACCUUAGUGGCAGGCUUCAGUGAGCAGAUGGCGCCAUUCAACAUAGAAAGCAACAUGGGCUCGGUUGGAAUGAUGUUAAAUGGCAAGUCUACACAUGGUACAGGAAGAACAUCAGUGGCAGAGGCUGCUAUGGUUAACUACGGAAGAACUAGUUCUGCACUUUCCAACCAUCAAACAGAUGGUUUCGUCCCAUUGACCGAGAUGCAUGAUGUCGGUUAUGCAUCUGGCAUUCUCCAUGUGCAAGAAGGAACAAUGGAUCAGCAAGUGCUUGGUGGUCAACUGAAUGGCAUCAAUGCCUUGUCAUCGGGUGGUAUUUCCAACCUUCUCAAUGAAGAUUUCAUUGGAGAGGAUGCUGUCAUGGAUGGAUAAUGACAGUUAUGUUGGUUAACCCAACCUACACGCGAGAUUUUUUCGCAUGUUUGUUGGGAACUUUUAAUUGGCCAUUCCCUUGUUCUUGCACACUGUACCUUGAAACUAUGUGAAUUAUUGUAGUCUAGUUAGAAGUACAGUCGUGUCGGGGCUUCUAUUUUACUCUAGCUUUUUAAUAAGUCUGUUGUCUUUUGAGAACAAAAUGAUGUUCGGUUAUGUUAUUUCUGAUGUAACCAUUAAUUAUUGUUCUAUGUAUUAUCGAUGUGAUGUUGCAUCUUUUCCUGAGAAAACAUUUCAAGGUAAAAA